AUGGCGUCGGAACGCAUCAUUGGGGCACUCGAGCAUUUGAUCGCCCAUAUUGUGCCCAACGACCCAGACGAGGACCCGGGCACUGCCCAGGCACGACGUGAUGCUUGCUUGGAGAAUUUGGCAUCCAUCAUCGAAAGCCCGCAAGGCCCAACAAUUUCCUCCGACGUCAAUCACGCCUCCGAUCUCAUCAAGAGAAAACUCGUUCAGACAAACCCCAAUUCCGCACUGAGGUUCUCCAAUCUGUACUCACGGCUGCUCUCUCUUCCUGUACUAGACAACAAAUGGGCCAUCCUAUACCUUCUCUACCAACUAGCCGACUCACCGGACCCAAACGAACCUGUACCUCUCAGCCCUAUCAAACCGUCAGCACCGAACUACCGCGAAGCCGUUCAUAGAGAUGCCGCCAAGAGACAGAGCCGAGACAGGCACAGAGCAGCAACCCCGGUCCUCAGAGGCGAGGAGGAGCAGUUCCGAGAUGCCUUCCAACCCGACGGUCUCAAGACUAUGCCUGGGCAGAAGCAAAACGCUGUCGAACAGGAACCACCGAAGAGGGACGUUUCCCUGAAAUCAACAUUACUCGCCAACAAUUACACCGAGUUUGACCCUCCCGAAACUGAUAUUCUACGAGAUCUUCCAUUCACUCUACAAGGACUAUCCUCGACUACCCUUCCAUUCGCAACACCACAAACCUUGAAACUGCCUCCCACGGUUCCGCUGCCUCUCGUGUCUAUACUUCACACCCUUGCUGAGCCAUCGCUCCUGUAUCGCGGACUGGACGAGUACUGCAACACCCCGGCAAACGGUCUACUAGGACAGAGCCUACGGUCCGCCAUCAGAGGCGAACUGCACUCCUAUCUCACUCUGAUAGCCACCCUAGAAAGCCAAAUCAGACGUGCUCUCUCAUCGCUUGACGAUAAUGCGCCUCGGGGAGGAAUUGGCAAAGCGGGCGUCACAUUGAAGAGAUGCGUUGUUUGGACGCGAGAGGCAACCAUGGGAUUGCGGUUGAUGAGCCUCAUCGCCGAGGAGUCUGAGAACAAAAUUGGUGGACAGCUCAUUUCUCUCAUUCACAGUUUCUCGUCGUCACAUGGCGAUCCCGUUGUUGCUGCUUUUGCAGAGCGGCUUCUAAGCAGCUUCACCAGGCCCUUCUACGAUAUCCUGCGCCGCUGGAUAUAUGACGGAGAAUUGUCAGAUCCGUACCAGGAGUUCUUUGUUCGGGAGCAGCAAGCGCGGGUGGACGACGUGGCUAAUCUAAAAGUAGUUGGCAAUGUGUGGACGGACAAGUACGAAAUCGACCAAGAUAUGAUCCCGAGUAUCAUCACACAAGACUUUGCGCAAAAGGUAUUCCUGAUCGGCAAGUCUCUCAAUUUCAUCCGCCACAGCUGCGGCGACUCCGUCUGGGUGGAGGAGUAUUCCAAAGCAGCGUCGAAGGAACUUCGAUACGGCGACACGGCCACCCUGGAGGCCUGGAUCGAUGAAGCAUACAAGACCACCAUGAAGCGCUUGAUGGACCUCAUGUCCACCAAGUUCCACCUCUUUGAGCACCUCAGAGCCCUAAAGGACUACAUCCUCCUCGGACAAGGAGACUUCAUAGCCCUCCUCAUGGAAUCCCUCGCCGCAAACCUGGACAAGCCAGCCGGUGCGCAAUACCGACACACCCUCACCGCCCAGUUGGAACACGCUAUCCGCGGCUCCAACGCACAGUACGACUCGCCUGAAGUUCUUCGUCGCCUCGACGCCAGGAUGCUCCAACUCUCCCACGGCGACAUGGGAUGGGACUGCUUCACGCUCGAGUAUAAAAUCGACGCCCCCGUAGAUGUUGUCGUCACAGAAUGGGGCAACCGGCAAUAUCUCAAAGUCUUCAACUUUCUCUGGCGCAUCAAACGCGUCGAAUUCGCCCUCCUUACCACCUGGCGGAAGUGCAUGACUGGCUCUCGCGGUGUCCUACAAACUUCUGAUCCCGUCGUCGCCCAAACGUGGAAAUCUACCCGUGGCGUGCUCGCGGAAAUGAUUCAUUUCGUAGGUCAGCUGCAGUACUACAUCCUCUUUGAGGUGAUUGAAUCGUCGUGGGAUGAGCUCCAAAAGCGCAUUCAUAAGGAGGACUGCACUCUGGAUGAUCUCAUCAACGCGCAUCGCCGGUACCUCAACGACAUUACGCACAAGGGUCUACUGGGUGCAAAACGUCGACAUCACGGCUCGGAAGACGAUGAGCGCACCUCCUCGUACCUCGGGCAGCUUAGCGAUUUGCUCAAGCUCAUGCUGAGCUACCGCGGUUCGGUGGACGGGUUGUACAGCUGGAGCGUGUCUGACUUUACGCUUCGUCAGGAGGCGGACGUGCGGACUUCGAUGGGCCACCACAUGGAUGAGAAUGCGGAUGGUUCAAAAGAGCCGCCGCCCGAGUUUCCUAAGUUGAGAUACACAUUACACCAGCUUGGGGGAUCGUUUAAGAGCAGAUUGCAGAUAUUGCUGGGUGAUUUGGCAUAUCAGCCGGAUGUGGAUAUGAGGUUUUUGGGCGUCGCUAUGAAUUUCAAUGAUGUAUAUCAGCCGGCCAGGAGGAAGACGAGACCUGCAGCUGGUGCUUCUGGGAACACAUCCAAGGGGUGA
This is a messenger RNA of Pochonia chlamydosporia 170, 2601 nucleotides long. Its product is annotated as spindle pole body component. NCBI's taxonomy places the organism in Eukaryota, Fungi, Ascomycota, Sordariomycetes, Hypocreales, Clavicipitaceae. Bases 1 to 2601 code for a protein of 866 amino acids. Gene Ontology annotation, cellular component: mitotic spindle pole body; gamma-tubulin small complex; spindle pole. Gene Ontology annotation, biological process: meiotic cell cycle; cytoplasmic microtubule organization; mitotic cell cycle. The record is from RefSeq and is a predicted model, not a curated record. Gene Ontology annotation, molecular function: microtubule minus-end binding; gamma-tubulin binding. The transcript has 2 exons.